UCCUCGUUGUUCCCCAAUGCACCAUGGGUCACACCUGGCAGAUUGGAGGGACCUGGAUGCCUGAGUCCUGAGACAGGUUUCUCUCUUGAGGGAGGGCAAGACAGGGGAUGCUCCACAGCAGCACCCUUGGGACCCCACCAGUGCCUUUGGGUGAGCCUCUGUGUCAGGGCAGGGACAUGGUGCUGCCCUUACAGCUGUGGGCAGGGAGGGCCAGACUGGCCGCAGCCUGCUGCAAGUUGGGAGUCGCCCUGGGACGCAGUGGCACGAUGUGCAGAUGGGCACAUGUGGGUGGGCAGCCGUGCGAGGAGUGCCGGUGCCAGGUGGGAGGGAGGGCAUGGCUGCGAGCGGGGCUGCCUGGCCGUGGGGCUUGCAGGAGGGCAACCGAGGCCACAGCUGCAAACGCCCUCGUGUGCAUGCUGAGACAGACAUUUCUAAAGUCACUUUGGUUCAACUAAGAUUUGUUUUAGUAAGCAGAAACAGGUUCUGGGAAAUAACAUGCAAUAUAAAUUCUUUUCUAAAUUAUGUCCUGUCCGUAACAAACCAGAUAACUGUCUGUAGCAUACUACUUUUUCCUUUUCUCCCCACUCAGCUCAAACAAUCUCAUGCUUUUCAGUCCAUUGUGACAUCCUUGUUCCUACUCUGUGCCUAAACAACUGAUGGAUUCUGGGUUUUGCUGUUUUGGGGUAUUUUUUUUUUUUGUUCAUUUGGUGUGGUUUGGUUUUUUUUGUUGUUUUGGUUUGGUAUUUUUGUGUGGUUAUUGUUUCAUUGGGUUCUGUUUGUUUGCUGGGUUUUUUUUAAUCACUCCAGAUUACCAGAAGCAAUGGGUGUUUCCUACUGGUGAUUUCAUAUUUACACGAGGGUAGAAAUCGAAUGCAUCCAGGGUGUCUUGGCCCUGGUGCCAGUUUCUUUGUAUGUAUUUUAUAAUUGUCCUUUUUUCCGUUCUAAUUUCUUUCUCCCCCACUCUGCUCCUCCUCUUCCUGCCCUUCUUUGCCUCCCCUCCCUGUGCUUCCCUGGCGGCAUUGCCAGCUCUGCACAGGCCCAGUUUCUCUAAUCAGAUGAAGCCGCAGGAUUAUUUCCCUCCCUCCCUCCUGGGCUCCAUUUUAUUUCCUCUCCAGCCAAGGGGGGAGGCAGGAAGGGGCGUCACAACUCGAGGAAACCCCAUGUCCUAGUCUCCUGCCUCUGAUGCUGUCUAGCAAUCCCUCCUCCUUCCACUGAUCGUAUGCUUACCUUAGUGUCAACAGCAUCAGGCUGAUCAAGGAGCCCAGUUUCUAAAGGAAAUCUGAACCCUUUUGGCUUCCAUUCUCCUCAGAUUUCUGAGCAUCUGUUUUAAAUACCCUCCAGGUAACUUGGACAGGGAAACUGGAUGUGCAAUCUCUGAUUAGGGGGAAGAUACCUCUUUUUUUGCCAUGUCAGCUGACAGUCACCAGCUCCACACUCAUUCCUACCAGGCCGCACUAAGUUCUACUUGUGACGGUCUCCUGAAUGUCAACAGUCACCCCCUGUCAAAGAGCUCCUCAAGUCUGGCCUGUACUGGGCAAUCAAGUUUAGAGGAAAGGCAAAGCAACAAACAGGAGCUGAAGAAAAGCCACAGUAGCACCAUUUGCCAUACCCUAGGAAAGGAGAGUGAUGCAAGGAGUGUGCCAAGUCCUGGAUGGUCCUCCUCGCAGCCUGGGAUGAUGGGACUUGGAUCAGUGGUCCAAACCAUAAGUGGCCAGUCAGCUGAUGACAAUUCACAGAGAAGAACUAAGACUACAAACCAUUUUCUUAUUGCUGAACAGUCCCAAGUAUCCUGGGAAGCAGGGGACACUAAGAUGUGUGUAAAGAGCAGCACUGUUGAGAAUGUUUCUUCAGCCUGCAUUGCCAACCAGCAAAGCACAUGUGAAAUGGAAGAACCGGGAACUGCCCUUCAGAGAAGCCACUCAGACCUAACUUGCAGCUGCAAACAGCAGACUUAUGUUGCUCACACAGAAGCCAGUGUAACUCACUCCAGCCUAAGCUCUUCCAGCUGCAGGCAUGGCCCACCAGUGGCUAGGAUGGCUUUCCAAACACAGGGUUAUGGAUCAGAAACAAGUGAAAAUACAUCUCACUGUCAGAACAUUGUGACUCAUCUUUCAGUUCUACCUAAAGAUGAAAAAGUACCCACAAAUAGCUAUGACAGCGGUGGUAUUCCACGGAAUACUAGUGUUUACACAGAUCCUGGAACUUUUCACACAGCUGUUCUAGGACCCCACAUGCCUGGAAAUGGCUUCUCAAACAGGACAAUGUCCAGUCAAGCCACUGGGAUUAUUCACGGUGGUCUGACUUAUGGUAAUAUUCCAAAUGCUGCAUACUCCCCCAUGGUGAUGACAGUUCACAACAAUUCUGCAGGGCCUUGUAACAUAAGGCAGGACCCUUGUUUGAAGGCAGAUGCCACCAUCCCUGCCUAUUGCCAUUCUUUGCCCAUACCUUCCAUACAACUUGUUCCACGAUUGGUAUGCUCAGUUAGUGAGUCGGGAAAAGAGCAGGCAGCACCUGGCUAUUUUCAUUCCUUUUCUACUUCAGACAUUCUGACAUAUCCUAAGCUGGUGUCUUCAGUAAGUGAAUCGGGCCUGGAUGCCAAGAGAGUCCUGAAAUGCUGCAGCAUUCCUGGAGAACAACCGCAACAUGCUCAACACUGUGCUCAGCAGGAAAGACCUCCUCCAGAAACAAAGGCUGCCUGCGUUGCCUUUAGUAACCAGCAAGGUGCAGAUGUGGUGAUGACAACAAAGGAUAUGUGGACUAUGACCUCUAUGAAUGAUUUAACCAAAGGACUCAAACGAGCUCUUGAGUGUAGAGAUGCCGAGGUACAAACUCUUCCGACCGUGGAAUGCAAAUCUGUGGCAACAAGCCCGGCGGCUGCAGCAGAAGACCACUCACACGUGUUCCCAGAAGUAAAUCUGGAGCAGGACUUGGAGGCCCCUAAAUCUCCAGUACGUGAAGUAAGAUGGGAUGAUGAAGGAAUGACAUGGGAAGUGUAUGGGGCAUCUGUGGAUCCAGAAGUCCUUGGUUUAGCCAUUCAAAAACAUCUCGAGAUUCAAAUAGAACAAUUUCAGACAGAGCCUGCUAAUCUGGCUGGGAAAAGUAAUGAUGAGCCAUCUUCUGAUAAAAUGGGGAAAAAAAGGCCAUUCAGAACAAUGAUGCAUUCCCUGAGAUAUCCCAGCUGUUGUGCUCGAUCCAGUACUGCAGUGGAGUGAGCAGAGCUGUAGGACAGCUUCUGUGCUGCUUUUAAGUUGUAAAUAAAUGCUGACUCCUGAGUGCUAACACAGUACGUGUGGACAAUCCACUGCUGGAUAAGUGGGAAAAGUUCAGUGACCAUCAAACAUGCAUCAAAGCAAAGAAAAACCCAUGGUUGGGCCAUCUAAGAGAGGACAGCACGUUGUAUCUACAUCAUGGCAUCUGGAUGCUCUUGACUGUAUUUAAUGUAGUGCUGUUUUAUUCUUCUAUGUUAGAUUUAAAUCAUAUUGUAAGGAAUGAGACUUCUUUUCUAGAUGAUGCACCUUUUUAAAAUGAUGUUUUUUUUCUGUAUUUUAAUAAUUUAGGGUUAGAAAACAAAGUUAGAAAAUGAUAGUUUAAUCAAAUCUCUUAGCUUUCAAUCUUAUUCCCUUCAAUUGCUUUGGGAGCUACUUUGCUGUUAAUUGAUAAUAAUGCUGACUAUAAACCCACUUUGACUGUAGACAAAAUGACAAACUAGUGUAAUGCUGUAUCACAAUGAAUUGUAACUUUUGCUACAUAACUCUGUGAAGUAAUUUUGAUAUGGCUAGUCUGAACUCUUCCCUUUGCAAGCCAGUGUACAGUUGGAGGAUGCUUCUGCAACUUUAAAAUAAGUUUGUAGUUAUGAUUAAUUACACUCUAAAUAUCCAGAAUGGAUGUUUACCAAGUGAUUGACACAAAUGUACAGUAUUACCAAAGAUGACUCGUGUAAUUUGAAUUACUUACUGAAUGCUUGUUUGAGAGACAUGAAACAAAGGCUGUUCAGAUUACUCUGCCACACUAUCAUACCCCACAAAUCAUAAGCAGUAUUGUUUUACUUAUAUUAAAAGUGACUUCCAGUAA
Columba livia (rock pigeon) is the source of this 4071-nucleotide messenger RNA. It is a transcript of the gene GPRIN2, whose product is annotated as G protein regulated inducer of neurite outgrowth 2. Gene Ontology annotation, biological process: neuron projection development. Lineage: Eukaryota; Metazoa; Chordata; Aves; Columbiformes; Columbidae. The transcript has 2 exons. The record is from RefSeq and is a predicted model, not a curated record. Bases 1407 to 3212 code for a protein of 601 amino acids. Gene Ontology annotation, cellular component: plasma membrane.